Messenger RNA from Hippoglossus stenolepis (Pacific halibut), 3573 nucleotides. It is a transcript of the gene arrdc1a, whose product is annotated as arrestin domain containing 1a. Gene Ontology annotation, biological process: protein transport. Gene Ontology annotation, molecular function: ubiquitin-like ligase-substrate adaptor activity; ubiquitin protein ligase binding. The record is from RefSeq and is a predicted model, not a curated record. The transcript is spliced from 8 exons. Bases 70 to 1485 code for a protein of 471 amino acids. Lineage: Eukaryota; Metazoa; Chordata; Actinopteri; Pleuronectiformes; Pleuronectidae. Gene Ontology annotation, cellular component: cytoplasm.
UGGAAAGUGUGCGUGUGUAGUGUCUGUGCGCACAGGUGAUCUUCAGUCCCGCUGUGGAUCCGGGGAAUCAUGGGGAAGCUCCAGCAGUUCGAGAUCACCUUCGACAAUAGCAAAGUGAUGUACAGUCCGGGAGAGUCCAUCACCGGGACCGUGAGCGUCAAAGUGGGCCAGUCGCUGCCCUGCAAAGCCAUCAAAGUGAACUGCAACGGUUUCUGUGGCAUCACCACCAAAGUGAACGACACGGCGUGGACGUUGGAGGAGCAGUACUUCAACAGCACCGUCUCUGUCUCAGACAAAGGAACACUGAAACAGGGAGAACACACUUUUCCCUUCAAGUUUCUCAUACCAGCCACUGCUCCAACAUCCUUUGAAGGCAACUAUGGCAAAAUCAUUUACAGAGUGAGGGCUUUUAUUGAAACACCACGUUUUGCCAAGGACUACAACAUUGAGAAGGCUUUCUACCUGCUCAGCCUCCUGAACCUGAAUGAAGUGCCAGACAUAUGGGGAACCUGCUUAUCUGAAGUGACGCAGCAGUUCACCUACAUGCUGGUGAAAACGGGCACAGUCGUCCUGAAGGCCCAGACUGACAUGAAGGGUUACACACCAGGCCAGAUCAUCCAGGUGACAGCCAAAAUCCACAACCAGUCUGGGAAGAAUACAGGCAACAUGGCGGCCAGCCUGGUGCAGAGAGUGACCUAUGAGACGAAGAGGCCCACCCAUGAUCUGAGAAACAUAGCGGAUGUGGAGGGAGGCGCCGUGAAGGCCGGCAAGGAGGUGGAGUGGAAGGAGCAGAUCAUCAUUCCUCCUCUCCCACAGUCCUCGCUGGCAGGCUGUGAUCUGAUAAAGAUUGAAUAUUACGUUAAAGUCAGUCUAAAAUCUCCAGACGUCAUGCUGACACUACCCAUCCACAUCGGGAACGUCUCACUUGACAAAAAACUGCACCCUUCCAAAAAAGCAGCACAUUCUUCCUCUGAUGCAGCUGAGGUUACACCCGGGGGGGCCAACUCUGACAGCUCCACCUCUGCCACCACUCUCACACUGCCCCCUCGUCCUGCCCCAAAACCUGCUCCCCGUCCCACCCCUCGCCCCAGGGUGUCGUCCCAUAAUUCCCCCAGUGCUCCUCCAGCUGACUAUCGCCUUGGAGCAGAGGGUGGGGCUCCAGUGAACGAUGGCUUCCCCAACAAGCGCCAGUCUCAGCUGGUGUCACCCAAUGCUUUCAGCUAUGCCCCCGGGCUGUUUUUCCCCCAGAACCAGCCACCCAGUGGGCCUGGCACUGCAGCCAGUGGCUCCACAGGGGCCACAGCACCUUACCCAACUGAGCACGCUGCUAGCUCAGCACCAACAGCCCUCAUCCUGCCUCCAGAGUAUGACACCUCAGCUUAUCCUCAAGAUCAUCUGGAGAAACUCGGAGGUGUAUGUGUGAACGCAAAUGUCCAAGUCAGAGCCUCCAGAGUUUCUGAGGACGUUCUCCAACUGGCCCCCUAAAGUCUGCAGAAUGUCCGGAGCAGUUGAUGUGAGAACACAGCAUUAGAUUCUAUGCAGGAUUCACCGCGAGCGAGUUACAAGUUAAUGACACUUGUAACUUGCUACAGACUUAAAAAUGAAACAAAUAAAAGGAAAACGAAUAUCUGUGGAUGAAAAAGAGCUGUACGUCACACGCGGAGAAGACACCGACAAAGAUGUCAAGAGAGCUAAUGGUGAUAAGAGCUGACGUCGGUGUCUAUGUGAUGUAAUAAGGCCUCUGCUCACCUGAAUCCUGCGGAGAAUUUGUUGCUGUUGUGCUUAAAUAAAGGCAUCUCACUCACAUACUGACAGGAUGAUCAACCGUGGAUGAGGUUCAGCAAAUGAAUGUGAUCAGGCUGCACAGCAGCUAGCUGUAUUGCUUGUUGAAACAUGAAGGGAGGGUUAGGUGAGUUGUGGCUGUUAAAGCAUUUGUUUUGGUUUGUAAAGCUGAUGCUAGUGCGACAUCUAGUGGCACUGAAUAUUGUGUAUAUAUAACCUUUCGAUGUUUGAUCCACGAAUAUUUCUGUCAACGUGCUGAAAGGUCCUUGUGCAAGACUUCACGCCACCACCUACAUCUGCAGUUUUAACCAUUGAAUCCGACAGCGUACGUCCCUGUGCGCGGUCGCUAACUGGCAGAAUUUAUAGUCACAGGAAGGGAAUUCAUUAUGAUUGGACGCAGAAUGAGUGAAGGCACCUCAACACAGACGCAGGAUUAAAAUGGGAAUGUGUUUUUCAUGUCAUGGCGCCUUUAAAGUUGUUACUAAUCAGGCUCCCCUGGCUGUGGUUGUCCAGUGGCUUCCUGACGAUGGAAAGUGUGAUAUAUAAGUGAGGUCUUUUGUGCUGACCAGCUGGUUUCAUGUGUCUGUCUGUUACAGAGGCUCCACCAUCUUAUGAUGAGAGCUGCAACACAUGAAGUGGAUGAAGACUGAAGACGCUCCAACCAGGAGGAUCAUUAAUUCACUAUAAUUCACUACAAUAUCAAACAAAAUGUCCAACUGAAACUGCAGUUCCUCUGGUUUUGGAAAUCAUGGCAUCAUCAUGCAGAGUCCAGUCAUGGUAAAACGUUAGAACUCACUUGGACCAAAUAAUUACCAGACACAGAGCGAACAUAUUGUAACCUGGUGUGAUUACUUUUACAACUAUUUAACCCCCAGAUUUUGUGUAAGUUUCAAAUGUUUCUAAAUGUACAAGAAUCAGCAUUUUGAAUUGAAGUGAAUGGACCUCAGGCCCUGCUGCCCAGUGAACAAGUAGCUUAAUAUAACCUAAUGGGGGUUGUCCUCUCCACAGCCAAUCAACACUGUCUUUUUUUUUUUUUUUAAUCUAUUUUUUGCUUUUGUUUGUUUUAAGCACUUUGAAUGAGAGGAAAGAGAAGAGGAAUCUGCAGAAUUAUAUUUUCUGUUCUUUUUACUGAAACCGGAGUCGAGCUUUUAAUUGUGGGUCCCUUAGCAGUAGAUGACGUCUGUGAUGUCGGGUUUGAAAGUUUCAUGUCGGAACAUUGGUACAAAACAAUUCAUCUAGUAUUUAGUUUUAUACUCUUCAAAGGCUAACAGGUGAAAUCAUCUCCAUUUGUUGAAUAUUUAAGUCUAGAUGAAAGAUGUAGUUUGCCAAGAUCCUUUUUUAUUUGCUUUUAAUCAGGAGUUUUCAAAUUUAUGACACACAAUUCAGAUGUUGUUGUUGCAAGUUGUCUAUACUUAGAUUUCUAAGGAUAUAGCGUAGGAUCCAACUCAACCUCUACAGAUAUCUGACAUUUUUGAUCAUUUGUUACUUUCAUGUCCUUGAACUAUGUUAUAAUGACGUUGUAUAUUUUUCUCCUGCUGAAUGUGUGUUGGCUCUAUUCAUGCAAGACAUCCCUUGUGUGUCAGAUUUUUUUUAAUAUUUGAAUGAUAAUGCAGGAUUACUGUGAUUGGAGGUUUUACUUAGCUAAUCUUGAUGAAGUUCACAGCGUCUAUUUCAAUCAAAGUUUUGUGAAGUACGUUUUUGUAAGAAUGUUUCAAGUUAAACCCUUUGGACAUGCAGGAAAAACAACAUUUAUUUAUUGCUCUCUGAAUUCCAAUAAAUCUGUUAAUACGA